AUGACCAAGUUUGUCCCCCUUUUCUGGGCCAUUUAUCCUGACACAAGUAUCAAAAACAUCAGGUAUAUUGAGAGUGGAAGCACAGAAGAUGGCCAGGGAAAUAGUUGUGAUGAAAAUGGGUGCGAUGCGAUGGAAUGCGAAGAAGAGAUUAACCCCUUCCAUCUAAAAACGUUAACUCGUCUUCGACUUUACUGCGAGAAGCAAAAUACAGAGCAGAAGGACACUGAGAUGGAAGCCUUAGAUGCUGAGAUGGAGGAGAUUGCCACCAACGUAAAGAUCAAUAGGAGUAGGAGUUAUAACAACUACACCAAUGAUCAGAAACUGCUUUUUGUCUAUUACAAUAGGAUUAAGUUGUUCAAUGCUGCCAACUCUGCGGGCCAGCUUGAUGAGAAGCAUAAGAUUCACCUUUUAAAUUUUUAUGGCAGUAAUCCUCAAGCCAGGGUUGUGGAUGCAGUUUGUUCACUUACUGAAAAAUUCGAAUCAUUCACACUGAAAGAAUCAAGUGUGAGAAGUUUCCUCAAAACAGAAUGCAACCUUUCAUUCAAAAAAAAAAAAAAUCACUCGUCAUCCAGCUCCCAGAAACGAUUCCACCAAAGUUGCAAACCACAUAGCGUGGGGUUGAGAAGUGGAGCAAAACAGAUAUGGAUUACCUUGAAAACUGUUUUUUUGUUGAUGAAUCAGCCUUCGAUAUCAAUAUGA
Messenger RNA from Cokeromyces recurvatus, 699 nucleotides. RefSeq lists its product as uncharacterized. The transcript is spliced from 3 exons. The record is from RefSeq and is a predicted model, not a curated record. Lineage: Eukaryota; Fungi; Mucoromycota; Mucoromycetes; Mucorales; Mucoraceae. The coding region runs from base 1 to 699 and encodes 232 amino acids.